GCGGUGGCGGUGCGGAUGGUGGCGGCGACGGCGCGGCCGCUAUCGAGCGCAGCGCCGGCGGCGAUGGUGCGGGGCGAGGACACGGAGUUCGGGUCGGCGUCGUGGUGGGCGUACGCGGGCGUCUCCUGCUUCCUGGUGCUGUUCGCCGGGAUCAUGUCGGGGCUCACCCUGGGGCUCAUGUCGCUGGGCAUCGUGGAUCUGGAGAUCCUCCUGCGCAGCGGCACCAAUGUCGAGAAGGCUCAGGCCGCUGCUAUAUUUCCAGUUGUUCAAAAGCAGCACCAGCUUCUUGUCACUUUGCUGUUGUGUAAUGCUUGCGCCAUGGAGGCUCUCCCUAUAUUCCUUGACAGGAUUUUUAAUCCUGUUCUUGCUGUUGUCUUGUCAGUGACAUUUGUUCUUGCUUUUGGAGAGGUUAUACCACAAGCAAUAUGUACUAGGUAUGGGCUGGCGGUAGGUGCUAGCUUUGUAUGGCUUGUACGCAUCCUCAUGAUCAUCACCUAUCCUAUUUCAUACCCUAUUGGGAAGCUACUAGACUGUGCUCUUGGGCAUGAUGAAUCUGCGUAUUUCCGGCGAGCUCAAUUGAAAGCUCUUGUUUCUAUCCAUGGCAAAGAGGCUGGUAAGGGUGGAGAGCUUACUCACGAUGAGACUACAAUCAUAAGUGGAGCGUUGGACUUGACAGAAAAGACCGCCGAAGAAGCUAUGACACCUAUUGAAUCAACCUUUUCAUUAGAUGUGGACUCCAAGUUGGAUUGGGAAGCAAUUGGUAAAAUUCUUGCCCGGGGCCACAGCCGUGUGCCUGUGUAUUCAGGAAAUCCUAGAAAUGUUAUUGGUCUCCUGUUGGUGAAAAGUCUUCUGACAGUUCGUGCUGAAAUAGAGACGCCAGUCAGUGCUGUUUCCAUUAGAAGGAUUCCUAGGGUUCCUGCAGACAUGCCUUUGUAUGAUAUACUGAACGAGUUUCAGAAAGGAGGUAGCCAUAUGGCUGCUGUUGUGAAGGCAAAACCCAAAAAUGCACCAGCUCCUGAUAAAACUGAACCAUAUAUGGAGGCAGCUGCUUCAACAAACCUGACUGCACCCUUACUAUCCAAUACUGAAGAAAGGGCGGAUAUUGUGAUUGUUGAUACUGAAAGACAACAUAACACGCCGUCAAACACAGUGGCUAGCAUAUCAGAAGAUAUAGAUGAUAGUCCAGUCAUUGGAAUCAUCACACUCGAAGACGUAUUUGAAGAACUCUUGCAGGAGGAAAUAGUGGAUGAGACGGAUGAAUAUGUUGAUGUUCAUAAAAGGAUCCGAGUCGCUGCUGCAGUCGCCGCAUCAGCAGUUUUAAGGGCUCCAUCUUACCGGAGAUUAAUCAACCAAAAGGCUGCAGGGACGCUUGGUCAACCAGAACAGCCUACUGGAAUUCUGAAGAAACCUACUGGUGAUUCAAAUCCGUCAAAACAUAAAGUGAUCCUUGUUGAGCGUCAUCUAUAAAACGGGAGGUAGUUUUAGAUGUAUCACAUCAGUACAGGGAUGGAACACAUGGUUCCAAAUGGGAAAUUUUUGGCAUUCUCUUCCACGAGCAAUAAAUAGAACUUGUUUUGUAAAUUUCAACUGGCGCUAUGUGAUUUCCUUGUCAUGAGCUUUUGAAUCUGUUCAGCACUGCAAUAGUGACAACCAGUUUUGCUUGGGAAUCAUAAACUUGGAAUGACAGUGGAUGGUAACAUGUGAAUAACAUA
This is a messenger RNA of Lolium rigidum, 1712 nucleotides long. Its product is annotated as DUF21 domain-containing protein At4g14240-like. Gene Ontology annotation, biological process: magnesium ion homeostasis. The transcript has 13 exons. Gene Ontology annotation, cellular component: intracellular membrane-bounded organelle. The record is from RefSeq and is a predicted model, not a curated record. Bases 16 to 1467 code for a protein of 483 amino acids. NCBI's taxonomy places the organism in Eukaryota, Viridiplantae, Streptophyta, Magnoliopsida, Poales, Poaceae.